Molecule: messenger RNA, 3397 nt
Organism: Dendronephthya gigantea
Lineage: Eukaryota; Metazoa; Cnidaria; Anthozoa; Malacalcyonacea; Nephtheidae
Product: dual specificity tyrosine-phosphorylation-regulated kinase 1A-like
Exons: 8
Coding region: 446-2281 (611 amino acids)
Biological process (GO): peptidyl-threonine phosphorylation; peptidyl-serine phosphorylation; protein autophosphorylation
Cellular component (GO): nucleus
Molecular function (GO): transcription coactivator activity; ATP binding; protein serine/threonine kinase activity
Source: RefSeq, a predicted model, not a curated record
UUCAAUGGCGGGUAUCUUCAAACCUUCGCGACAUUUGUUGUUGUAUUAAAACAACUCGUGAUCUCGACCAUCAAGGGAAUUUCAAGUGGAUAUUUUUCGACUAAUUUGCAAAGAAGAACAUAUUGGACAAGUGUGGAAGUGGUUUUUGUUGCCUCUAAAUAUACAGGGAGCAUUUGAAAGUCGAAGGCAAACUAAAGGGCGCAAUAUUUUUGUUUUGACGAGAGAUAAUAAUUUCUUGCUAAGGAUUGUCUACUUGGAAAUUAACUGAACAAUACACGGCUGACAAGCGUACAAAAUGAUAGUUUUUAUUGAUUUGGAACGGGAAGUCAAGUAGAAUUAUUUUACUGAUAACAUUCUAAAGGAGGCAGGAUGCUACCUCCGUUAUCUACAAAUGAACUAUGAAACUCGUUUGGUGUUAGGAAGACAUCUUUAGCGUGGCACAAAAAUGGCUGAGUCGAACGAUGAACGGACUCAGCCUGUGCCCGAUGCUGCAAAUGCAGCGCAAGCGUCAUAUCGUGAUCCAUCAGCGGCGCCAUUGAGGAAACUAAGCGUGGAUCUAAUAAAGACCUACAAGCAUAUUAAUGAGGUUUAUUAUGCAAACAAAAAAAGGAAAAAAAGAAACGAACAAGGUAGUGGCGGGAAAGUAAAAAGAUUGUAUAAUAACGGCUAUGAUGAUGAAAACUAUGAUUAUAUCAUACGAGCUGGAGAUAUGCUUUCAGAUCGUUAUAAGAUCGAUUCUUUGAUUGGAAAAGGUUCCUUUGGACAGGUGUGCAAAGCUUAUGACCUUCAAGAAAAAGAGUUCGUUGCAAUCAAAAUAAUCAAGAAUAAGAAAGCCUUCUUAGAUCAAGCUCAGAUUGAGGUGAAACUGCUGGAACUAAUGAACCAAAGUGAUCCCGAGGGAAAAUAUUAUAUCGUGCGCCUGAAGAGGAAUUUCGUUUACCGAAGCCAUCUCUGUCUCGUUUUUGAACUGUUAUCGUACAAUCUCUACGAUCUACUUCGAAAUACAAACUUUCGCGGCGUGUCGCUGAAUUUAACGAGGAAAUUUGCUCAACAGAUGUGUACCUCCCUGCUAUUCCUUUCACAAGCUGACCUUGGUAUUAUACACUGUGAUCUAAAACCCGAAAAUAUUCUGCUAUGUAACCCGAAAAAGAGUGGAAUUAAAAUUGUCGACUUUGGUAGCUCUUGCCAAAUUGGACAGCGGAUCUACCAUUAUAUUCAAAGUCGCUUUUACCGAUCACCUGAAGUUUUGCUUGGUAUUCCCUAUGAUAUGGCAAUUGACAUGUGGAGUUUAGGUUGUAUAUUAGUCGAAAUGCACACCGGAGAACCUUUGUUCAGCGGGGCAAAUGAAUUUGACCAAAUGCAAAGGAUUGUGGAAGUUUUAGGUAUCCCACCGCGACAAAUCUUGGAUAACGCACCGAAGGCAAGAGCAUAUUUUGAUCGUCAUCCGGAUGGUAGUUAUGUUCCUAGAAAAACAAGCAAAGACGGUAAAGUAAAGAAGGAGUAUGCUCCACCAGGCUCAAGAAAACUACACAAUGUGCUCGGUUGUGAUUCUGGAGGACCAGGUGGCCGUCGCGCUCGUGACCAAGGUCACACGACUCAGGAUUAUAUCAAAUUCCGAGACUUAAUACUGCAAAUGUUAGAGUACGAUCCCAAAGUUCGAAUUAAGCCGCAUAUUGCACUGCAGCACUGUUUCUUUAGAAGGACUACGGACGAGGGAACUAAUACGACUCCACUCUCACCGACCACUUCGCCCUCAGCGAGUGGAUCGAGAAUGCCAGGUUCCUUCGGCCAGGCGACGCCAAGUUCUGGUGUAUAUACCGGUGACAGUAACAACACCGCAAGCGAGGGGCCUAGUCGAGGGUCAGCAAUGGACUGUGAUAGUCCCUCGACGAGAGCAAAUGCAACAUGGAGCAAUAGCAUCGUUGGUUCACAAACCAUGGACACUCCGAGUGGUAAUGUUUCCAGGACUAAAACAAACAAUCGGAACAGCGAGUCCUCGACGACGACGAAUUCCAAGAGCGCGCAUCACACAAGAAAUAAAACGAAGCAGAACGCGAAAUAUGUUAACGAUAACGCGCAAAGUUCUAUGUAUGUUGACCAAGCAAGUGCUGAGCAAGCUCCAACAAGGUCCACUCAUGAAACGUCCACUUCGAAUACGAGGAUGACAUAUACGGAGUCGGUUACUAAUCCGAAAAACCUACGAGUAAAACAUGAUGUUAGCAAUAACGAGUCUCCCAUGGUCGAUGUUUGUGUACAGCCUAGCACCGUCGCCAGCACCUAAAUGGCCUGUACGUUGAUAUCUUGUUGAUGUAACCUUAAUGACCAUUACCGUCAUUCUGAAUGGAACGCAGCGAAGAGUAAUGGAGGUAUAGAUUUGAAUGAACUGGAGUUCCAGAAUGACAGAAAUGGCACUGCUGUAAAAGAGUUAGAAUUGCCUUUGUAUAACAUCAAGAGGGGUUGCGGCUUACGGUGUUUACGGCUGCUUACAGAAGCAUAUCCUAAGGCGAUGGAUUUGUCUUUUUGAAUCAGGCGAAGAUCCUGCCUUUGCUUUGCCUUUAAUAGCCGCCUGAAAUUGUGGUGGUGAUGGUAUCAGGGCGGAAAUUGAAUGACUAUAUGGAGGCAAAUAUUGAGGAUUUCAACCCGCUUCUAAUUUUGCCAACAGAAGAAACCACGAUGAAAACGAGAUUAUUAUAGGAAAACGACACCAAAUAGUCGUAUGAAUGGAGGCCACGAGCUGGUAGAGGGCUAGAGAAAAAAAAAUCGUAUCGAUUAAAGUUGGCAAAAAAGAACAGUGUAAGCAGAUACGCCACUCUGUAAGAUGCACUACUUGCUAGCUGUGAUGAUUUUGAAAUCACCAAAAUAGCACACAAAUAGCACGCGUUCUAAAUAUAACUUUGCUUCUGAACCAAUUGCCCCACUAAUAAAUUACUGGGGCAAAAUUCGUCCCCAUGUUUCGUGGUGAACGCAUUAAACUACGAGGAGUAGACAACGGCAAGAAAUUACACCAGAAGAUUGGUAAAUGCCACGGCGUAAGGAUUUUUAACAAUUAUAUAGGCUAAUAUAUCAUAUUUCGUUUUUAACUAGUAUAUAGGUUGAGAAUUUAUUUAUUUUACACUAUACUCGCUAGUCUUUAUAAUGACAUUUGACAUUUUGUCUUGCCAUGAUCAGGAAGAUCAACUUGAAGUUCAUAUAAUUUAUCUAUGGCAAAGUAGGCUGUCAUUAAUUGCAGUUUGAGAAGUUAAAACGUGCUUCACAAACCUAGGAAACUUAAAACUUGCCAAAUGCGGAUUAAAUUCUUUGUAAAUAGUCGAAGUCUGAAAAAACUAUUGCUAUAUUUUUUUAAAAGUGACAAGGUAGAAAACUAGAAGGUCCCAGGGGCCAGGACACUUGCGCUGAU